UGGGUGGUUUCUGUGUGAGUGUGAAGUAUGAACAAAACACAGAAAACGAGUGAGAUUGAGAGAGGGAGUGGAGAAAGCUGUGUGAAGCAGAGAAAGGGAAAGACAGAGAAGAAAGAGAGAGGCCCAUAUUCUUUUGGGUUUCUAGUCCCACACCAGGAAGUCAUCUCGGUUGUGCAUAUCGGAUAUUGGGUGAUAGAAGAGAAUGAGCUACAAUAAUCCCACUACUGGUUCUGGUAGUGGAACUGCUAGAGGGAGGUUUGAGUUUGGGAGGACACAUGUGGUCAGGCCAAAAGGGAAACACCAAGCAACUAUAGUUUGGCUACAUGGCCUUGGUGAUAAGGGCUCAAGUUGGUCCCAGCUCUUGGAAACCCUUCCUCUUCCAAAUAUCAAGUGGAUUUGCCCUACUGCUCCUUCUCGGCCUGUAGCAUUAUUUGGUGGAUUUCCUUGCACUGCUUGGUUUGACAUGGGGGACAUUUCAGAAGAUGCUCCUGAUGACAUGGAGGGGUUAGAUGCCUCAGCAGCGCAUGUUGCAAAUCUCUUGUCAACAGAGCCUGCUGAUAUAAAAUUAGGUGUUGGAGGCUUCAGCAUGGGUGCUGCAACUGCCCUCUACUCUGCCACAUGCCGCGCUUUAGGGCAAUAUGGAAAUGGAAACCCAUAUCCAGUUAACCUUAGUGCAAUUGUUGGUCUAAGUGGCUGGCUGCCAUGUUCGAGGACCUUAAGGAACCGGAUGGAGGGGUCGCAUGAGGCUGCAAGGCAUGCAGCAUCCUUGCCCAUUUUGCUGUGUCAUGGCUCAGGUGAUGAUGUGAUUGCACAUAAACAUGGAGAGAAAUCCGCACAGACCUUAAGUGCAGCUGGAUUUCGAAAUCUCAUGUUUAGAACAUACAAUGGUCUGGGCCAUUAUACCAUCCCUGAAGAAACCGAUGAAGUUUGUGCUUGGCUGACUGCAAGUUUGGGGCUUGAGGGAUCCCGAUCUUACUAGUCGAAAAGCAACGAAUGGUGAAUGAUGAGAUAGUAUGCAUGGGGAUUAAUUACAAAUGACCAGGAGUUCAUAGACAAAAAGGGACAAGAAGAGGGCAUUCCGACUAGAAUAGAUGGUGGUUUGGGGAUACAUAUAUGUUAGUUGAAGUUCUUAUGAUUUCUCUCUGGUUCCCUUUCCUUUUCUUACAAUAAUGUCUCGCUCUUGGAGUCGAGGGUGGGGGAAUGGGAGCCAGAUGCGGUUCUCUUUGUUCACAUUCACUGAUAUUUGUUGUUUGAUAAUGAAGUAUUUUAUGCCCAAAAAUUAUAUAAUGAAGUGUUUUGUUUUAUUUCUUC
This is a messenger RNA of Rosa chinensis, 1311 nucleotides long. RefSeq names its product acyl-protein thioesterase 2. Gene Ontology annotation, molecular function: hydrolase activity. The coding region runs from base 203 to 979 and encodes 258 amino acids. The record is from RefSeq and is a predicted model, not a curated record. The transcript is spliced from 10 exons. Lineage: Eukaryota; Viridiplantae; Streptophyta; Magnoliopsida; Rosales; Rosaceae.